AUGAACCUGAAACUCAAGGGUGCUCAGACCGGUCACAGUUUGCUCAAGAGGAAAAGCGAGGCCUUGACAAAACGAUUUCGAGAGAUCCUGAAACGAAUCGAUGAGGCGAAGCGGAAAAUGGGCCGGGUGAUGCAAAUUGCUGCAUUCUCCCUGGCUGAGGUGACUUAUGCUGUGGGUGGAGACAUUCAGUAUCAGAUCCAAGAGUCUGUCAAGACGGCCCGGUUCCGAAUCAGGACCAAGCAGGAGAACGUUUCGGGUGUCUAUCUACCCCAGUUUGAGGGAUACACGAUUGACGAGAUCAACGACUUCGGCUUGACUGGUCUCGGCAAAGGAGGUCAGCAGGUGCAGAGAUGCCGAGAAACAUACAGUCGAGCCGUGGAAACGCUGGUCGAGCUGGCCAGUUUGCAGACAGCAUUCACGAUUCUGGACGAGGUUAUCAAGGUUGUUAACAGGCGAGUCAAUGCCAUUGAACAUGUCAUCAUCCCACGAACCGAGAACACUAUCAAAUACAUCAACUCCGAACUCGACGAACUUGACCGAGAAGAAUUCUACCGACUGAAGAAGGUUUCGGGCAAGAAACAAAGGGAUCAAGCAGCAGCCGACGCAGAGAUGCAAAAUCAAAGAGAGAAAGACAAGGCCAAGGGUGUAAGCGAUAAGGAGAAUGAUGUCGAGACGAAAGACGUGCUGGGCGAACAAGAGGAUGAGGAUGUCAUCUUUUAA
Messenger RNA from Capronia coronata CBS 617.96, 720 nucleotides. RefSeq names its product V-type proton ATPase subunit D. NCBI's taxonomy places the organism in Eukaryota, Fungi, Ascomycota, Eurotiomycetes, Chaetothyriales, Herpotrichiellaceae. The record is from RefSeq and is a predicted model, not a curated record. Gene Ontology annotation, molecular function: proton-transporting ATPase activity, rotational mechanism. Gene Ontology annotation, biological process: vacuolar acidification. Gene Ontology annotation, cellular component: fungal-type vacuole membrane; vacuolar proton-transporting V-type ATPase complex. Bases 1 to 720 code for a protein of 239 amino acids. The transcript is spliced from 5 exons.